GAGAUUCGGCGCAGGCGCUUUGGAUGUCGCUGUCACCAAAACGUUUCCCUUCACACUGGAAACUGUCACAAGUGACGUCAAUCAUUGUGCCCCGACCAAUUAAAACGCUUGGCGAUUGUUUAGCUCCACGGGCUGCAGCGCCUACCACGAAUCUCUUUUCAGUGUACCAAAGCGUCCCGCUGCCUCCUCUCAGCCGAAUGGGAUUACAUGCAGGCACCGAGAUAAAAUCAAAACUUCACAAAGUUUUAUUUUUUGUUACAUUUUUAUUACGAUUAAAAUACAUUUGUCAUCAUCAUUAUUAUUUUGCCCGCUGUCAAGUUAUUUUAAAAUUAGGCGUAAUGAGCGUGGAUGCUCCGGGAUGCCCAAUGAUGGACCCCGCGUUUUCCAAACGGAACACGGCGCUGAGAUUAGUUGACUUGGCAGGGGCUCACCACCAUCACCAUCAUCACCACCAUACCCCUCAGUGCGUGACAGGCUUCCCGGGGCUCAACAGCUAUGCACACUCAAUGGCUCACACGCACCCUGGGGAGAUUACUACAGAACCCUGCCUGGGGCCGAGUCCAUUCGGGCCAGAACACAUGGGGUACACCGCGGCCCUCAAAAUCAGCCCAGCCCAUCAUUAUCCCCACCACCAUCACCACUACAAUCAUCAUAUGGCAGGCCACAGCGAAGUGGUCUCCAGUCAAACGGGAGCCUUCGGUCCGGCGCAGCCUGCGGCACUCCCAUACUCAAAGUCCUGUACGACCCACGUGCUGUCGGCAGGUAGGGACUUCCUAUUUGGAAGAGAUCUGAAAGCGCAAGGCAUUCCGGGUGUCGCCGACCACACGACCGGUGCAGCUUCUCACCACGGAAUGUUUGUUUCAACAACAGGUAGCUAUCCUGGGCACUAUGGUCAUCACCCCGACGCCGCAACUCAUACACUGUUCGCCGGACUCCAUCACGAACAAGCACCUAACGGGGCUCCAGGUGGCCAGACACUCAAUGGACAAUUAAGGUUAGGAAUACCUGGAGAAAUGUACGUUAGGUCUGGUCACUUGGCAGUUUCAAGUCAAGUGGCAGUUUCAAGGGCUGAUCCGUUUGCUACUUCACCGUUGCAUAGUUACAGCGGUAUAAAUCUCAACAUGAACGUAAGCGCACACCACGGACCUGGUGCCUUUUUCCGUUACAUGAGGCAGCCGAUCAAACAAGAACUAAUCUGCAAGUGGAUGGAGCCGGAGCACGCUGCAAAAAAACUUUGCUCUAAAACGUACAGCACCAUGCACGAGCUGGUUACGCACGUUACGGUGGAGCACGUUGGUGGACCGGAGCAAGCGAAUCAUAUCUGCUUUUGGGAAGAGUGUCCCCGCGAAGGGAAAUCUUUUAAAGCCAAAUACAAACUUGUGAACCAUAUCAGAGUACACACCGGCGAGAAGCCCUUUCCAUGCCCAUUCCCAGGCUGCGGCAAAGUAUUUGCAAGGUCUGAAAAUCUUAAGAUCCACAAAAGGACACACACAGGUGAGAAGCCUUUUAAAUGCGAGUUCGAUGGAUGCGAUAGACGUUUUGCUAACAGCAGUGACCGAAAGAAGCACUCGCACGUGCACACCAGCGAUAAGCCCUACAACUGUAAAGUGAGGGGCUGUGACAAAUCCUACACGCACCCGAGCUCCCUGAGAAAACACAUGAAAGUGCACUGCAAGUCUCCACCUCCAAGUUCGGGCUACGAAUCUUCGACUACUUCGCUAGUUUCUCCUUCGUCGGACUUCGGUAGAGAACCAGGCUCCUCUACUCUCUCUGAACCUCUAUCUUCUUCACAAGCGGCCAAUUUAAGUGAGUGGUAUGUUUGUCACAGUUCGGGAGCGAGCGGUACCCAGACCCCUCCCAGCAACUCGUCGUCGCCAGACCCAGAUGAUGGCCCUCCUUACGGAAAUCCCGAGCCAAGUGAAGCGUUGUAGUCCCUGGGAAAUCGCUCAAUAUUUCACUGAAAGAAAUAUCAAUGAACCGCUAAGGUUUCAUUUCAAGGUAGCCUACGUAUGUAAUACACUGCACCGGUACGUAAACAAACAAUGCACACCUACAGAAUUGUGGAACUGUUGUUUAUUACUUGGCCGAAAAUAAAAUAGUAUGCCUUAAUCAAGACAUAUUAUAUAAUAUGCCUUAUGAUUUUGCUCUGAAUAAGCAUGUUUCUGAAUUUUAUGUACAUUGUUUUUCGGUAUCACCUUAAUUUAUUUAUAAACUUGAUAUGAACAUUUUGUAUUAUUGAACCAAAGUGUUGAAAUUCAGAUUGCUGUAUAUUUGUAAAAAGGUAAUGUUUUCACGUGCAGGUGUUGAUAGAAGGUUGUUCAAUUUAGUAUUUGGAGAAAAUAUUUUUAUCGUUUGCUACCGGUUUGUAUAUUCAUAGUAAAACAUUCGAAAUUAAAGUUUCAUAAAAUUCUGUCAAUUGGCAAGACCUCCAUUUUGUCAGUGGUAUAGUUCGUAGUGUGAAUACAUUCUCUGUUAUCACAGUUGGUGUGGAAUUUGUGAUUUUGUAAGUCACUUGUUUAUAAUACAUUUUACCAUGGGCAUUUAGAUUAUUUAAGAGAAUCCUUGGAAUGUGUACCAAACUGCCUUGUAUUUUGUCCGUAUUUUGAAUAAAUCGUGUAUGAUUGUAUUGUUUAAACCAAAAAAGCUGUCUUAAUGAAAAAAAUCCUGCUGGGAGUAAUCGAAACGACCUAAUCAUAUCGUUUUACAACUAAAAAGCAAGACUUCUCAUGUUAAUAUCAAUGAUAUCCAUCCAAGUCAUUUUUAAAUCUUUUUAGUUGCAGUUUAAUAAUUGCAUAUAGAUAACACGUGAAACAAUGUAACAACGAAAUCUGUUCUUAAAGACUUCAGAAAGAGAUAUACAAUGCAUUAGUCGUUGAAAUAAGGUUGCGCUAAUACUCUCAAGAGAAAUCUGCAACAAUGAAUAAGCACUGUAAACUAAUAUUAUGCUCUUCAUCAGAAUCAGCAGAAUUAAUUAGACUAAGACUGCGUUCUCUUUUUAUAUAUUUCCAGUUUUUACAUAUGCACAUGUGUAAAAUGGGUUUUUAAAAGGCCCCGUUUCUUUUCAGAGAACUUCCCACAUUCUCUCAAGGUAAUCUGUGCAGAGACGGAUAAAAGGCUUAAAUAUUCUCAUGUAGACUUCAAAGAUUAUUUUAUACAAAGAACUAUUUUCCCCACAUCGGUGAAUCUUCAUGGUGCGUUAAGAUUUCAAUAGCAAUAGGCGAGUCAAACUCAAAUAAUAAGCGAUUGAGCCUGAAAACAGCGACGCGUUCUCAAAGAAAUAUCUUAUGUUAUACUUCCAUGCAAAUAUGUGUUUUUUUGUUGAAAAUUCUGACCGAUAUAUUUCUACGUCACUAUAAAUAAGUUCUGUCGAGGUGAUAAAAAGUACGGUGUGAAUGUUACAAAGGCCCGUAAGAUUUGUUUGGCCUCUGUGUUUAAAUCAACAUAAGAAAAAAUCAAUUGGGAAAAAAAACAGGUGAGACGAUAUGAAAAAUAACCGGACAAAAAUUCGUUGAGGGAGACACAGUUAAUUCUACAGUCCCAAUGUGCCAUGUGGGCCAAGAAAACACUGUAUAAAAAUUUCUGUACAUAUACGUAUGAGUUUUGUCUAGCUGGGCGUUAUUCUGGUAAGUACUUUCAGGAAUAUAUUAAAUCUAGACUGAUUCAGCCUCGAUUACCAUAAGAAUGCCUGUCCAUCUUCUAUUCGCAUACAUGAAUAUUUUUUAUAAUUAAACAUUUAAUUGUAAUUCAUGAUUUAUAUUUUUAAUCAUUGUUGAACGCGACACUUCGUAUUCUUUAUUUUGAGAGACAAAGGGGAUUGAUACGUCCCGGCGCCUGUGGAUGGCUGCCUUGGGCUCUGAUGCGUUUUGAGUUUGUCUUUAUGUAAUUGCCUUGUUGUUUACUCUGUCCAAGUGUCCUAAUGAAUAGGAAAAAAAUAAACAACGCAAAAAUAACCAACCAGCUGAUUCCUCUUCAGUGCUGGUCCUUGUGCACGAAUGAAAUGGAUACCUCGGUCUCAAUUGAAGUGAGGCGCCUUUGAAGGGGAGGCCUCUGUCUGAGGGAUUCUUGCGUGUUGUCUAAACGACGCUGAUGACACGGAAAGCGGGCUUUGUCACCGAUUUGUUCUCUUCCUCUUUGUUGAGAUG
Messenger RNA from Paramormyrops kingsleyae, 4142 nucleotides. It is a transcript of the gene zic4, whose product is annotated as zic family member 4. Lineage: Eukaryota; Metazoa; Chordata; Actinopteri; Osteoglossiformes; Mormyridae. The record is from RefSeq and is a predicted model, not a curated record. Gene Ontology annotation, cellular component: nucleus. Gene Ontology annotation, biological process: regulation of transcription by RNA polymerase II. Gene Ontology annotation, molecular function: DNA-binding transcription factor activity, RNA polymerase II-specific; RNA polymerase II cis-regulatory region sequence-specific DNA binding.